AUGCUCUCACGACGAGCACCUUCCAUCCAGUCAGGCAUCUCAAGGAGAAGAUUUGAGGAGUAUUCGAUGCCCGAUCCCAGUCUGAGUCACAUUGGACAGAAGAAGCGUUUCAAACCCGGCACGGUAGCGCUCCGAGAGAUUCGCAAGUACCAGAAAUCAACAGACCUGCUGCUGCGCAAGCUACCGUUUGCGCGCCUUGUUCGCGAGAUCGCCAACGACUUCGUGACUUCAUACGAGCAUGGAGAGUACGGUUCAGGGCUGCGUUGGCAGAGCUCAGCCAUCUUGGCGCUACAAGAGGCUACCGAAGCUUUCCUUGUUCAUCUAUUCGAAGACGCCAACCUGUGUGCCAUUCAUGGAAAGCGUGUCACGCUCAUGAAGAAGGACUUCCAGCUAGCCAGGCGUCUGCGCGGCCGAUGGGACGGCCUCGGCGGCUUCUAG
This is a messenger RNA of Pseudozyma hubeiensis SY62, 438 nucleotides long. Its product is annotated as histone H3. Bases 1 to 438 code for a protein of 145 amino acids. Gene Ontology annotation, cellular component: nucleosome. The transcript is spliced from 3 exons. Lineage: Eukaryota; Fungi; Basidiomycota; Ustilaginomycetes; Ustilaginales; Ustilaginaceae. Gene Ontology annotation, molecular function: DNA binding; protein heterodimerization activity; structural constituent of chromatin. The record is from RefSeq and is a predicted model, not a curated record.